AUGACCGCGAUGAUGGGUGACCACGAGUACCUCACAACAGCACUGUCUUUGAUCAACGCCAUAGUCAAUAGUCCCGAAGAGGUGGAUGAACGUGUGCAUCUGCGUACCGAGUUUUCACGUCUCGGAUUUGACAACAUCAUUCUCAAGUUUAAGAAACUGCAGUAUGAAGAAGCACCCGAGUUGGUGACACAGGUCGAUGUCUAUGAAGAGGAGAACCGUGCCGAUCAGGAAGAGUUGUUUGACAAGUUUUCAGGACUCGAUAUCAACAUUGAGAAUCCCAAAGAGGUGUUUGACGCGAUUCUCGAGCAGAGCAAGAAUGUCCUCUACCACCCCUUCCUCCACACACUCCAGUGUCUCUUGUCGAUCCCAUCUGACAAUGACACGGGCAUGUUGCAGUGGUUCCUCAUUGAAAAGCUCAUUCUCCAAGUGUCGUCGAGCAAGUCCAUUGUCGGCGACGGCGACGACCGCGUCAACCUCGAGGAACUCCUCACUGUGGCCGGCCCGUCGGUCGCCAUGCAAAGCCAGCUGCAAUCGGUCACUGAAGAACUCCAAAAAACAAAAGAUGUCCUCAAAAAGACACAAUUCGAUCUCAACAUGGCAAACACUGAACUAUCGUCUCGAUCACAAGAAACAAGUGUACUUAAAAGUAAUAUGUUUAAUACUGUUAAAAUGAAGAAUCAAGAGCUCUCCAAACUACGUGGAACCAUCAGACAAUUGGAUAGUGGAUUCUUUACUCCUCCAUCUGCUUCUGAAAUUGAUUUUUCUGCCCCAAAGGAUAAUAAUACAAAUAGUACUAGUACAGGUAGCAAUGGUAAUGGAUCUACUACUUUACCAAAAUCAACUUCAACUUCUUCAUUAUCAUCAUCAACAGACAACAAGAAAUCUGAAAAGGAAAAAGAAAAAGAAAAGAAAAAAGAAAAGAAAGCAGAAAAGGAAAGAGAGAAAGAAAAAGAAAAGGAGAAACAACAACAACAACAACAACCAAAACCAGCAUUGAAAAAAGAACCAUCAUCUUCUAAAAUUAUUAAAGAUACUACUAACGAACCAACAACACCACCAACUAUUGCAUCACCACCACCUCCACCUCCUCCACCAAUGAGUGGACCACCUCCACCACCACCUCCACCAGGAGGACCACCACCUCCACCUCCUCCACCUGGUAUGGGAGGACCCCCACCUCCUCCAGGUGGACCACCACCCCCACCAGGUAGCGGUCCACUCGGCCUGUUUAAGGCAACCCCAGCACCAAAGUUUAAUGUUGCCAAGCCAUCAACCAAAGUCAAGCAAUUGCAAUGGACCAAGUUGCCACAACGAAAGAUUGGUGAGACCAUUUUCAACAAGUUGGGAACCAAUAUAAAGACUGAUUGGUUAGACACGCAACAAUUGGAAAGUUUAUUUAUUGCACAAGAGGCUGCCUCUGCCAGCGGUGCUUCCACUAAAAAAGAGGAAAAGGUGGCCAAGCCAGGAUCAGUCAUUGUCAUUGACGGUAAAAAGGCUCAAAACAUUGCCAUCUACCUAUCAAAGUUUAAAUGUACCAUACCAGAAAUCAAAAAUGCAAUUUACACCCUCGAUGAAGAAAUUUUAAAUGUAGAAACUCUUAAAUUACUUGAUCAAUAUUUACCAACUGAUGAAGAUAUGGAAAGUAUUAAAGAUUAUUUAAAAACAGGAGAAUUAAAAAUGUUAUCAAAAGCAGAACACUUUUUAAUAGAAUUGGAAACCGUAACCAAUCUAAGAGAACGUGUUAAAUCCUUUUUAUUAAAGUCAACAUUCCCAGAUAAACUUCGUGAAAUCAAACCAGACUUGGAAUUGUUUACAAACGCAUGUAAACAAACCACCAAGAGUACUAACUUUUUAAAGGUUAUUGAAGUUGUUUUGGUUAUUGGUAACUUUUUAAAUGGUGGUAGUGCAAGAGGUGAUUGUUUUGGUUUUAAAUUAGAUGCUCUAUUAAAAUUGACAGAUACAAAAACAUUUAAUAACAAAUCAAAUUUAUUGGUUUAUAUAAUUAGUGAAUUGGAAUUAAAGUUCCCAGAUGCAUUAAUGUUUAUCGAUGAAUUGGAUGAUGUCCCAGCAGCUGGAAAGAUUUCAUUGUCAAUGGUACAGGCCGAUCUCAAUCGGUUAAAGAAGGAUUUGGAGCAGGUGGUAGAGGGUGUUGGCAAGAUGAAGAGAUCACGACAGGAAUCAUUCUUUUUCGAGACAAUGGACGAGUUUAUGAAGGAUGCAAACAUUGAAAUCAAGAUUGCUUUUGAGCAAUUCGAGCAGGCAGACAAAGAAUUCCAAAAGUUGGCAGUCAUGUUUGGUGAAGACCCCAAGAUGCCUUCGGAAGAACUCUACUCGUAUUUGGCCAAGUUCUUGGCCACCUUUGACAAGUGCUACAAGGAUCUUCAAAUUGAAAAAGAGGCCGCUGAACGUGCUGCCAAACGUGAGGCUGCCAAGGCGAGAAAGGCAGCCAUUGUAAAAAAGACGGCAGCUGCCAAUGCCUCCUCUGCAAAGGGUAUCGUAGGCUCUGGUAGUCAGUCCAAGGGUACCGCCCCACAAGAUGGUAUGGUCGAUGAUAUUUUGCAAACUGUUCGUGACGGUGAUGCAUUCAAACAAAGAAGACAACGUGUCAAGGCUGCUCCCUCAGAUUCAUCAUCAUCAACUUCUACAACUUCAACUACCUCUUCUGAAAAGGGUGGAGCAGGACAAUCAUCUCAAGACAAGGCAUCAGCAGGUACACUCUCCAAGGGAUCAAAGCAAGUUGAGAAUGGUAGUGACGCUGCAGGCAAAAUGGGCGGUAAAGAUUUGACGGUUGCUGCCAAAGCUCUUACUGUUGUAAUGCGUGCUCGUCAAACCUAUUCAAGAGCUGACCAAAUCAAUUUCGAUUCACCAGAUGAUCCAUCAUCCUCAUCCACUGGAAAAAAAUAA
Messenger RNA from Cavenderia fasciculata, 2904 nucleotides. RefSeq names its product actin binding protein (gene forF). Gene Ontology annotation, cellular component: actin cytoskeleton. The record is from RefSeq and is a predicted model, not a curated record. NCBI's taxonomy places the organism in Eukaryota, Evosea, Eumycetozoa, Acytosteliales, Cavenderiaceae. The transcript has 3 exons. Gene Ontology annotation, biological process: 'de novo' actin filament nucleation; actin filament polymerization. The coding region runs from base 1 to 2904 and encodes 967 amino acids. Gene Ontology annotation, molecular function: actin filament binding; profilin binding.